AUGACAGACUCGACCAAAGUGGUCGGCUGGAUUCCUACAUUAGAUGGUGUCCCUCGCUUGCUUCCCAAAGCCCUUCCUACGGCCGUCAGGGUCCUACGCGCCGCGUCGCCUUGCUCGGUUCCUGCAGGGUCCCUGCCACACCACCCAUACUCAGGCCACAUCGCGCCGCGCAACGCAGCACCUCGGACAGCUCCGGGCGUGUCCCCGGGCGGUUCCUCCGGCGAGGCCUCCGAGUGUGUCCGUGGAUGGUUCCCCCGGGAGGGGCUUCCGGGUGUGUGCCCCCCGCCGCUCUCCUGGGCCGGUUCCCCGGACGCGUCCGUCGGGCCGGGCCUCCGAGCAAGCCCCCCGAGCUUCCUAGAGCGGCCGCAAGGGCCGGCGGCGCGGGGCGGGGCUUGCUGUGGGCGUGGCGCGCUUCCGACUCCGGCUCGUGGGCCCCGGCCGCCGGCGGGUGUGCGGCUCCGCGGCGCGCGCCUCGGGGCCUGGGGCGGGGCCGCGUGGUGGACGUCGGGCUCGUCGAGCCUUCCCUUCCGCCGUCGGCACGCCCAGCGGGCGCCGUGCUCUUCCGGCCCUCUGCAGUGGAAGGAGGCCCGCCGAAAGACGCGAGCCUCCCGCGGAAGGCCGCUUCCCUCUGCGGGGAGGCCGCUGGCGUGCAGGGACGGACCCCCCGGCAAGCUGGCACUGCUUCCUCAGGACCUGCCCACAGAGCCGCAGGCCGUCGGCAGCCCGCCGAGGCGGCUCUGCAGCCGCUGUGACACGGCCCUGACCUUGACGUCUUCGGACACCCGGCGUGCAGCCUCCUUGCGUCCUGCCGAGUCCCCCGCCCACCCGUCCCAUGACCUUGAGGAUGGAGCACAGAGUGAGGAGGAGCAGAAGCGGCCGUGGUUCGCGAGGGUGGGCCAGACUGCCACGCGGGACCAGGCCUGUCCUAGGGAGGAGAUGGGCUAUCAACACGAGUCCAGAAGCAAAGCCAGCGCCACCAUGAGCCUGGUGACCCACCAGGAGGAGUCGGAUGUGCUGAGGCAUCGGAGGAUCCAGCCUGGCGAGAGGCCGUUCGCAGGUGCGGAUGCGGCCAGGCCUUCGGGCCCUACGCCUGCCAGCCGAGCGCCACGCCUUCGGGGCCGUGCGGGGCUUCUUACGCCCCUGGCCGGGAGAGCCGUUCCGCUGCGCACCCUGAGCUCGGGCUCGCGGUGUCCCUGGAAUGGCCGAAGGUACCACACCUGCGAGCCGGGGCCAGAGGCUGGGCAGCGCGAGCUCUCCUCCAAGGGGAAGCUUCCUGACCCUGACCCCCGCUGUCCCUUACCUCGGCCUGCCUCCUUACCCCAUGGCGCGCCCCCUUCUCCACUGGCACCGCUGCCUGCCUCCUUCAUUCGUUCCCCAGUCAGCUCGGCCACCGAACCCACUGACUCCCCUAACCUCAUCCCUGGAGCCGGCUGGAGGCGAUGGAGUCCAGGCGGGGAUGGCUGGGAGGCCCCUGGGGGCGGGGGCGCCGCACUGUCGCGACAGGGAACCGCCUUGCGGAUAGGCCGGAGGGGAUGGGGGUGGGGGCCGGCCUCCAGGGCAAUUGAGCACACAGUCCUCCGACGGCCUAGAGCGUCGCCGGAAGUGCGCGCAGCGGACGUGGGAGGCGGCGCUUCCGGCGGCGGUGUGGCGGUAGGUUUUCAGCAAGGAGGACCCCCGGGCCUGAGUCCCCAGGACGCCACAGAGAGAGCUGCCCUGAUGGAUGCAUGCCCAGCUUCCUCAGCACAGGUGCCAGAUGGUGGCCAGGCUUCCGGCAGUGCAGCUCCAGCUGCCAAAUGUGGGGCUCGGAGCACAGGGUCAGCACCAGAGCAGGAGACUUCAGAAGUGGGGUGCAGUGGGGAGUGUGCACCAGGGCCGCCCCAGGCACGGGGACUUCUGGACCGUCGUGGGACUGAGGACACUGGAGAGAAGCUCAGGGUUUCCCCCUGGGGACCAGUAAUUUACAAGGAAACUGGAGGGCAGGGGGGCCGGGAGCACCCUGUGUGCGGGUCAGAGGCCACCCUGCACGGCGGCUCCCUAGCAGACCGGGGGGGGCCCUGGAAAGGGCGGCCUUACCAGUGCAGCAGCUGCGACAGGAGCUUCAAGUGCUACUCAGACGUGGUGAAACACCAGAGCACGCACUCGGGGGGGAAGCCCUACGAAUGCAGCGACUGCGGGAAGGCCUUCAUCCACAGCUCGCACGUCGUCAGGCACCAGCGGACUCACCACGGGGAGAGGCCGUACGUGUGCGGGGAGUGUGGGAAGGCCUUCAGCCAGAGCUUCAACCUCGUCAGACACCAGAGGACGCACACAGGAGAGAAACCUUACGCGUGCACCGAGUGCGGCAAGGCCUUCAGCCAGAGGUCGGAUGCCGCCAAGCACCAGCGGGUGCACACUGGGGAGAGGCUGUAUGGGUGCGGGGAGUGUGGGAAGGCCUUUGUCCACAGCUCCAAUGUUGUUCGGCACCGGAGGACCCACCACGGGGAGAAUCCCUAUGUGUGUGGGGAGUGCGGGAAGGCCUUCAGCCAGAGCUCCAACCUCAUCCAGCACCAGCGGGUCCACACGGGCGAGCGGCCCUAUGCAUGCGGCGAGUGCGGCCGCGCCUUCAGCCGCAGCUCCUUCCUGCGGGAGCACCGGCGCAUCCACACGGGCGAGAAGCCCCACCAGUGUGGCCACUGCGGCCGUGCCUUCCGGGCGCUGUCAGGCUUCUUCCGGCACCAGAGGGUCCACACCGGGGAGAAGCCUUUCCACUGCGGCAAGUGCGGCCGAGCCUUCCGCCUGAGCUUUCAUCUGAUUCAGCACCGGCAGGUUCACGGCGAUGAGUGAGCCUGCUGGCGAGUGUGCACCCUGGAGGUUCAGCUUUCUGCCUGCGUGGACGCCCCCAGUGUUUGUGCCGCCCUGCCCAGCAGUCAGAGGAGACAGGAGUCCUGGGGAAGGCAAGCUUCUUAGAUGGGAAGCCGGUAGCUCUGAUGGUGGCACGCAUGUCCAGGUUAAUUGCAUAGUACUUUUUUCCUUAGGUAUAACUUGCAUGUGGUAAAAUGCAUAGAUCUUAAGUAUGGGUUUUAUGAGUUCUGACAGACAUAACCUGUUUGGACCUGUAUAACCACCACUCUAUCAAAGUAGAGGAUUCCCAGCACUUGGAAAGUCCUGUGUCCCCUCCAGUCAGCCCUCAUCCACGGGCUGCUAAUGACCUUGUGUCCAUCACUAUAGUUUGGCUUGUUCUAGAACCUUACGUAAGUACAACAGUAUGACAUACUGCACUCUUUUGUGUCUGACCUCUUUCCCUCUGCUUGAUGUUCCUGAGAUUGAUCCACAUACCAGUAGUUUUGGUUCAUUCCCGUAGAACUUCCUAAAGGCGUGAGUCCCUCCCUACCUUGUAUCAAAGCUGUACUUUAUGUCUGUGUCUCCCCACCAAAGUGUAGCUCCUUGUAGCCAGAAUUGUGUUAGUACAGCUGACACAGAAGAGGCACUGCACCAGAGAGGAAGUAAAUACGGGGGGCACUGUGAAAGGCAGGCGCAGAGGCAGCACAGGCUUGGCUAGGCAGGGGGGACACUGAUCCGCUUGUCUUCACGCCACCUCAGAGCACACAGCGUGCAGAAUUCAGCCUCGUGACGGUAGUACAAGCGGGAAGUCUGAGCUAUUUGUACUUUGAACGAACCAUCCUUGAGCACUGAGCCGUCCCAGCUCAAUGGCAGUCUUGUUGGAAACACGGCCACCAUCCGUCUGUGCCCAAGGACUCUGCAGGUGAGAGGCAACAGCUGAGUAAGCAGUGCCCAGUGGAAGUCACGAUAGGAGGGGACACAGGCGAGGAGCACAGGAGGGCUGGGGCUGGGGGAGGUGGGCUGUGCUCCCGGGAAAGUGUGUCCGGGAUGGCUCCCAAAAGACUUAGUCAGCGGGCAGAUUAGAUGUGUACAAAGCACAGGUCAGAGUGCACCAGGGGAAUGUGAGAGUCUAAGAAAUGUGCUAUGGGACCUUAUGAUCUGUGGCUGGAGACAGAAGACAAAAACUAAUAUAAAGCAACAGUCU
Messenger RNA from Manis pentadactyla (Chinese pangolin), 4024 nucleotides. RefSeq names its product zinc finger protein 768-like. The coding region runs from base 1 to 2823 and encodes 940 amino acids. The record is from RefSeq and is a predicted model, not a curated record. Gene Ontology annotation, molecular function: DNA-binding transcription factor activity, RNA polymerase II-specific; RNA polymerase II cis-regulatory region sequence-specific DNA binding. NCBI's taxonomy places the organism in Eukaryota, Metazoa, Chordata, Mammalia, Pholidota, Manidae. Gene Ontology annotation, biological process: regulation of transcription by RNA polymerase II. The transcript has 10 exons.